AAGGAAGCUGAGCAUAGGGACAACCGAAAGCCGCCGAAAGAUCCCGUGGAAAUCAGACACGCACCGGUGCGGAUUGAUCGCAGGUCGUCACAGCCGCGAUGGCGAGACGAGCGGGAAGACAGAGGAACCAGCUUCCAACGUGUUACUAUGAAGGAUACCUGGAGAAGAGGUCAUUCAAAGAUAAGACGUCUCGAAAACUGUGGACAUGCCUGUGUGGAAACUCCCUCUUCUUCUUCAAUGAUAAGAGGGACACUGAUUACGUAGAGAAACUGGAUCUCCAUCGAUUCAUCUCAAUAACGGACGACACCAGCCAGGACCGUAACCUGGACGCAGCCAGAAUCAACCUCCACAUGAAGGAUGAAAACAUUAAACUAACUGCUCCUCACGCAGAAGCUCGUGAGUUGUGGAAGGGCUUCAUUUACUCUGUCGCUCAGCUGUGUGUGCCCACCUCCCUUAACCUACUACCAGGACAACUGCACAUGCUGAACGAAGCUGUAGAAAUGGAAAAGGAAAGACUUAAGCCUCCACCUGAUCCCACUGAGGACAACUACAGUAAUUACAUCAGCGUCCAAGCAGACAUGCCAAGUUGUUACUACAAAGUGUCCCGUCUGGAGGCAGAGCUGCUACUCGAGAGAGAGUCACCGUGUGGAAACCUGCUGCUCAGACCUGGACGUGAUGGAAAGUCCUUUGCUGUCACGACCAGACAGGAUCACGAUGGACCUGUAAUUAAACACUACCGUGUGGCUCGCAGGCCCGAAGGAGGCUUUAAGAUCGAUUUAGAAAUGCCUGUUCUCUGUGCCACACUGCAUGACGUGAUCAGCUACUUGGUGGAAAACACAGGAGGCGUUCUGAAGCCUCUUAUCAUCGAGGACACCUACGAGAAAAACCUCUUAUUUAUUCAUCCUGAUAAAGAAAAUGGAGAGAUGAGUGUCCAGGAAGCACCGUUGAAUGUCCUCCCUCUAAGUUUACCUCCCAAACCAGUUGCUCGAAGGCUACAGACUCCAGAACCAGUAUUAGUCCAAGGGAACUAUUAUGACAUAGCAGCAGAAGACUCUAAAACAGACACAGAUUCCACAGCUGCUUCUCUGACGCAAAAGGAGAAACACCCUCCAAAGGUUGCAAUCAUGCCUCCAGCUGUUGGUCCUCGCAAAUUUGCCCCCACUACAUCACCCCAAAACACUAACUCCUCCGUCAGCGCGGAGCCGAGGACAAGAGACAAAACCGGUCCUCUGGGACAGAUUCCUGCUGCAGCACUAACUGAGCUAAAAAGAAAGUUGGAGGCUAAAAAACUGGAGGAAGUUCCCGCGCAGUGAGGUCUAGGACGGUAUCGCCAGCACUGUGUGAAAGCUGACAGAGCCCAGGUCUCCUCUACAAACCAACCAGCACUGGCAGAGCCAAGCUGUUGUCACUCAUCAUCGGCUCCUCCUCCUCCUCAGCUGGCUGUCGGUAGAGAAGGGCCUCUGAAGAUUAACACUUUAUUGAUCUGUCCUUCUCGGACACUCGUUAGUGGAUUAAUAGACUGUGAAGAGGUGUGUACGCGUCACAUUAAGUUAAUGUUUCUCUUGUACAUUUUGCACAUUUUUCCAAUCACAUUAGAUCACACCUGUCAGCUAGUGUUUGAUGUGACCACAUUUAAUAUACAGAUUUGUAUUUGUUUUUAACAAACAUUGUUUUUUUUUUUUUUGAGAAGUGACCCCUAAUGAAGGCAAACCGAUUUUACUAUAUAUAUUGUUCCUACCUCCUGUAUAUGAAGUUAUUUUUAUUUUUUUUAGUGAAUCAAACACUUAUAUAUAUAUAUACAUAUACACAUAUUAAAUCAAAGUGUAUGUGUCAUGCAGCAGCUGGAUGUUUUAUGGCUCCUGUUUUUUUCAUCACCACACGCUUUUCUGUUGAUUUUGUUUUGUGUCUUACCGAAGCAGCAACCUGAAAACAAAGUGGCUCCGCUCCUUUAUUACCUCAAGGACUGAUACAAUAUAAUGGAAAACCUCCGACUAUUUACAAUAAACUGUGAGCAUGUGAAAUAAAAUAAACAUAAUUCUCAGCUGGA
This is a messenger RNA of Betta splendens (Siamese fighting fish), 2047 nucleotides long. Its product is annotated as signal-transducing adaptor protein 1-like. The coding region runs from base 99 to 1313 and encodes 404 amino acids. Gene Ontology annotation, molecular function: signaling adaptor activity. The transcript is spliced from 13 exons. Lineage: Eukaryota; Metazoa; Chordata; Actinopteri; Anabantiformes; Osphronemidae. The record is from RefSeq and is a predicted model, not a curated record.